Salmo salar (Atlantic salmon) is the source of this 5807-nucleotide messenger RNA. The record is from RefSeq and is a predicted model, not a curated record. Lineage: Eukaryota; Metazoa; Chordata; Actinopteri; Salmoniformes; Salmonidae.
UGAACCCUAUACCCUAACCCCUAUUCCCUAACCCCUAUACUCUAUACCAUAUUCCCUAACCCCUAUACCCUAAACCCUUUUCCCUAACCUCUCUACUCUAUACCCUAUUCCCUAACCACUAUACCCUAAACUCUAUUCCCUAACCCCAAUACCCUAAAACCCUAUUCCCUAACUACUAUACUCUAUACCCUAUUCCCUAACCCCUAUACCCUAUUCCCACACCCUACGCCUUUCCCUUGUCCUAUCUCCUCAUCCAGUACCCUAGCCUCUCUACCAGAGAGACACCAGUCUACAGCAUCAAGUUUUCCAGUGUGGGUACUAGCAGGUCCAGUCGUCAUCAUGUUCUAUGGGUCGUCCUCCACCUCGGGGGCCUCCAUGUCUCUGCCCUCCAAGAGCCGUCUCAAACGCCAGAGCAGAACUUUCACGCAGGUCCUGUACCGGACUCUGAGUUACCGGGAUCGUCCCCCGGCCGACCACACCUCCCGAGACCGGCGCUCCAUCACCGAACCCCCCGACGACCGUCCCCGUGACGACCCCGCGGAACUCUCCACCCAGAGCUCCGCCCCCGGCGUCCUGAAGAUCUUCGGAGAUGAGAUCUGCGAGGGCGCCAACUACAAGUCCGUCCUCGCCACGCCCCGGUCCAGCGCACAGGAACUGGUCAAAGAGGCGCUGGAACGCUAUUCGCUGAACAAAGCCUCCGCCCACUCCUACGUCCUCUGCGACGUGAUAGGCCAGCUAGAGGGGGGAGGAGGAAGAGGUCAGGAGGGAGGAGAGGGGGAAGGAGUAGGACAGGGGGGAGGAGGGGGGUGGAGGACGGAGUGUCUGCGGGCGAUGGGCGACAAUGAGAAGCCGUUGUUGUUACAGGAACUAUGGAAGCCCAGAGAGGGACAUGCCAGGAGGUUUGAGCUGCGGAGGAGAGCAGAGGUAGAGGAGCUGAAUGCCAAGGAGAAGGAUACGGUCACUGCAGGACCCAAAACACCCCCCUUCCUCGCAGCCCUAAUGGUCCGGUCUGGUCUAGGUAGAAUCAUCUCCUCCCCUCUGCGUUCCGGCCGGGUGGUACAGCCCAACACCCCUGGCUCUAAAGAUAUCAACGCCCAGGCUAGGAAGCUACAGAAGAACAGAACUAAAGGAACUCUGACACUUCCUCGACCUGGGACCACCUUCUGCCGCUCCCUCAGUGAGACCAGUCUCAACCAGUUGGGGGGUGCAGACGAGCCGAAGCGUUACUAUUCGACCCUGCCAGGACCUCUGAGGACGAGGGGGAGUCAAGGGGGGGCCACGACCAGGAAGAAGGAGGGAGAGGGGGGAGGAGCGGGGGGAGGAGGGGUGAGACAUUCCCUCUACCAGUCCCCUCACCUGCUGCUGCUGCAGGGAUACAACAAACAGGACUGCCUGGUGUACCUGUUGAACAGAGAGCAGCACACUGUGGGUCAGGAGACCCCGUCAGCCCGACCAAACAUCUGCCUGUCCUCUCCUGACAUCCUGCCACUCCACUGUCGCCUCCACCGCGUCCCUGCCCCCCGUCGCCAUUGCAGCCCCCCGAACAACAACAACCCCUCCGCAGCCGCCGCCGCCAUCACCGGGGACGACCGCUUCUGCGUUGCCGUGGAGCCCAUCCCCCACGCGACGGUCCUGGUCAACUUCUCCCGGUGCGAGCAAUCCACCCAGCUUCGCCAUGGCGACCUGCUGUCGUUCGGAGCCCACUACAUCUUCCUGUAUAAGGACCCAACGGGGGCCAAACCCCUCCCCGCCCAGACGCUGGCACGCCUCCGAACCCUGGGGCAGCUUUACGAGGCUGGGGGAGGGGGGGUGGAGACAGAGGGUGGGACAGAGGGGGGAGGGACCUGUAAGAUGUGUGGCUCAUUGUUAAAGGACAGGGGGGUGUUGUCCUCCCAAACCGGCCCCCCCGCCAGGCGCAGUUUCAAACCACACCUGGUGAAACCCCGAGGCGGGGGUGUGGGGGGGACAGGCGUCGUAACGACGAUCUUGGCGGGACAGAACCAGAAGAGACGCCUACAGCUAGACUUUGAACAGGCCCACGAGGACGCCCUGGUGAGCAGGAUCAUGUCUCUGAUCGAGCCGGGCGGAGACGAUCACAAGUUAGCCCCUGCCUACCUGCUGUGUCUCUGCAUACAGCACUCUGCCUCCGCCUUCCCACCAGGCUGCUUCGGCAAACUGCUGCUGAAGAUAGUACGAUGUAUACAGACCAUCUCCUGGGAGAAGACAAAGAAAUUGGCACAGAAGCAAGCUCAGCAUCAAGACCCGGCCUCCCUGUCUCUCCUGUCCAUCAGUGAUCUGAUCCCAGACCUGCAGGUCAUAUUCUUCUGGAUGUCCAACAGUAUAGAGAUCCUCUACUUCAUCCAACAGAAGGCCCCAGCGUACACACAGGGCAUAGAGACGCUCGACUCUAAAGGUUCCAAGGAGUCGUUGCUAUCGGCGACCAUCUCAGCCAAUGAGGAGGCUAUGACCAUCCUGGAGGAAGUGAUCAUGUACACCUUCCAGCAAUGUGUCUACUACAUCACCAAGUCCCUGUACGUAGUUCUUCCUGGUCUGCUGGACUGUAACCCGUUCCCAGUGGACAGCUCUGAACCCUGCUGGAGAGGAGGUACAGGGUUUCCUGAGCCCGUACGCAGGGUCCUGCAGGUGUUCCAGUGCAGUCAGGAGUUACUCCAGGGGUACCAGGUCCACUCAGAGGUCCAGGCCCAGAUGUUCUCCUACCUCUUCUUCUUCUCUAACGUAUCUCUCUUCAACCAGCUCAUGGACAAGGGUCCGUCGCGGGGCUGGUUCCAGCGCUCUAAGGUUCUCCAGGUACAGGCCUGUGUCAGGAUGGUUCUAGAGUGGACUAGGAAGGCGGGGCUUAGUUACCUGGCAGACAAGUUCUUCAACAAGUUCAACAGCGCUGUCAGCAUCCUGGCCACACCCCCUCAGCAGCUAACACAGAUGAGUUGGAAGGUGCUGUGUGCGGACCACCCCAGUCUGAAGCCGGUUCAGCUGCAUGGACUAUUGACUCAGUACCAGUUGACAGCUGAGAUGGGGCCUGUUCCUCUCUGGCAGCCCAGUAGUGAGGAUGAGGCAUACAUAUACAGGACAGUGGACUUGUUGGAGAGUUUUGAGAACCACCCCCCCAUCGUCCUCCCCAGCGGGGGGUUCAGAGUGGACCUGGACAGUGACUGUAUAGAGGACAGCAUCUAUAGACAGCUGCUCUAUGUCAAACACUUCCUCUGGGGGUUACGCACAAAGACUCACACACACCCCACUGUCAACAACACACACACUCACACACACCCCACUGUCAACAACACACACACUCACACACACCCCACUGUCAACAACACACACACUCACUCACACCCCACUGUCAACAACACACACACUCACUCACACCCCACUGUCAACAAUACACACACUCACACACACCCCACUGUCAACAACACACACACUCACAUACACCCCACUGUCAACAACACACACACUCACACACACUCCACUGUCAACAACACACACACUCACACACACCCCACUGUCAACAACACACACACUCACACACACCCCACUGUCAACAACACACACACUCACAAUCACACCGCGGUUAACGGGACUGGAACGAGCACGAGCACCGGGACUAGUACCACCGCCGCAGACUGGCAGGAAGCACAGAGGGAGUGCCCUCCGUCCCACAACAGUCCCCGGUCAGGAGGGGGGGAGGAGUGGGUGAGGGAUAGACCCCCAGGCCAAUCUCACAGCAGUGUGAGGAGGAAUGGCACCGCCCCCCACCUCCGGCCGACCAACCAGGACCCUUCGUGCCUCCUGACUUCGCCCAACACGCCCCGGAACCCCGAGGGGGGCGGGGCUGACCUGGUUGGACACGCCCCCCAGGUCAACGGCUGCAGUAAUAGCAGACCUUCAACGGACGGGAAGAAAAGCAACGGACUAGAGGGUAGUUUAUGUGAGGUCCCCUUCCCCGUGCCUCCCGGGGCCCUGUUCCCUGAUGAUGAGUGUUGUCUGGUGUUUGUAGUGGAGCUGAACAAGGGACCCUACGGACUGGGCAUGGGACUCAUAGAUGGACUGCACACGCCUCUGAAUGCUCCAGGGAUCUAUAUCAGAACUCUGAUUCCAGACGGUCCGGCGGCGUCUGACGGGAGGCUGAGGAUUGGAGACCGGAUACUAGCGGUUAACGGGACCAGCCUGAUAGGAGCAGACUACCAGAGUGCUGUGGAUCUGAUCCGGCUAGGCGGAGGGCGUCUGCGUUUCCUGGUGGCCAAGUCAGACCUGGAGGUCUCAGAGAAGAUCAGCGCUUCGUCCUGCUGACUGGUGGGAACGGCGGGAAUCUCCACGGGAACGCUGCCCUCAGCUCCACCAAGAGAGAGGAGGAAGAGAGAAAGGAAAGUGGUAGAUGACAAAGAGAAAGAUACGCUGAGCGGUAGAAAGGAGAUGGAUUCUAGGAAGAUGGACAGAUCCUGGAAUGAGGAGAUACUCUUGGGAGUGAGAAAGAGCUUUCCUUCAAUCCCUAGUAUUACAUGCACAGACACACACACAUCAGCCUCAUCCUCAGAACUCAGACGAUGAUGGUCGGAAAAAAACUGAAAUCCCAGAUGAAUCGAUCAAAAGCACCAAACACUGGGAAGACUCAGGAAUUGAUCAGGAAUUUGUGACAGAUGAGUCAACAGACACUUAAAAACCAGACAGACAUUCUAAUGUUCUUUAUUGCACCGUUACUACGGUAACACACGCCCUGCCUGGAUUGUCGGAGGUACCGAGUCACCCCCCCGACUCCCAUUGUCUCUGAGUAUGACUGGCAAGGCAGUUCAACCAAUCACCUGCGAAUAGUCAGUGGUUUGAAGCAAAGUCUAACCAAUCAGUCUCGAGCGUUAACCCCUUCCAGCUAGGGUUCUUUUAAAGCACAGUGGAGUUCGUUAGGGGCUGCGGUCCGAUUCUCCACCCUUCUCCCCUGAAGUCAACAAUACAAUGCUUUCAAUCAAACAUGUUUCGGGGAACAGUGUCAGUUUCAAGUUCAUGUGUGUGAACACGUAUUUAUUAAUAUUAUAACCCAGAGAUGCAGCUUUCUGAUCUGUUCUUCAACUGGGGCCACUGUUAACCAAUCUGCUGACCAAACCAUUGAGAUUCAAUGGAAAAUGUCCAAAAUGAUGAUGUUGGCCUCUCAUUGACUAUAUAUACACGUGGUAUGUACUAACUGCAUGGCUAUAUGUACAUAUCAAUGUGCACUUCCACACUACACUCAGUAUGGAGGACUGUUAGAGUGACAUGCUCUAUUGAAGAAUGUUGUGUUGUUCUGUUGAAGAAUGUUGUGUUGUUCUGUUGAAGAAUGUUGUUCUAUUGUAGAAUAUUGUGACGUUCUAUUGUUCUGGAAGAAUGUCAUCAUGAACCCUGUUUAUAGCUGAUGCUAGCCUGUGUCCUGGUCUCGUCCACAUUUCUAGACCAUUAGAAGAACUUCUAGUGAUCAGAACUUUCUGACCGCCUCCGGAGGUUGUUCUGAGGGCAGCUCCGCCUCCAGGGAACUGGCAGAACAAAGCCAUUGGUUGGAUGAAAACUCAGUGACAUGUCAGUGGGCAGGGUUUAUAGGCGAGAGUCAAAUAAGAAAAGGCCUUGGGUGGUAGGUUGCCACCUACGAGGUUGCCAGUUCGAAUCCCAGUUGAGACUUGUUUUCCCACCUUACCCAACAUCUUUAACUAUACUGAACCAAAAUAUAAAUGCAACGUGUGAAGUGUUGGUCCCAUGUUUCAUGAGCUGAAAUAAAAGAUCCCAGAAAUGUUCCAUACGCACAAAAAGCUUCUCAAAUUUGGUGCACA